AUGACCUAUGAAGAAGCGGCAAGAUGGCAACGAUAUCGCUUGCGGCUUAUCUAUGGUCAAGGGGGUGCCAGGAGACUUCAAUUUGCACAUGCUGGACUCGAUCUUCGAAGUCCAAGGUCUAAGAUGGGGUCGGUACUAUUCAAAUCAGAGUUGGUCAAGUCUAAUUUGACAUAUACAGUGGGCAAUGCGAAUGAGCUGGGUGCUGCAUACGCCGCUGACGGCUAA
This is a messenger RNA of Exophiala xenobiotica, 225 nucleotides long. RefSeq lists its product as uncharacterized. The coding region runs from base 1 to 225 and encodes 74 amino acids. The transcript has 2 exons. The record is from RefSeq and is a predicted model, not a curated record. NCBI's taxonomy places the organism in Eukaryota, Fungi, Ascomycota, Eurotiomycetes, Chaetothyriales, Herpotrichiellaceae.